AUGCGCCUGCUGCGGGCCCUGCUCGGCCUCUGGCUGCUGGCCGAAGCGGUCCUGGCUUCCCGGGUACGUACCCGCCGGGAGCUGGGUCCCGGUUUGUAUGAGCACGGGGUCUAUGAUGCCGGUGGGUCCUACUGCCAGCGAGGGGACGUCUGCUGCCACGGCCGUAACGAUGGCUGCACCGUGCCCUACCACGACACCCUCUGCUACUGUGACCUCUUCUGCAACCGCACCGUCUCCGACUGCUGCCCUGACUUCUGGGAGUACUGCCUGGGCAUUCCGGCCCCUUUCCCCAAAGCUUCAGGCUGUGCCCGCGCCGGCCGCAACUACCCCACCGGAGCCACGUACCGGGAGAACUGCAACCUGUGCACCUGCAGCCCUGGCGGGCAGUGGCAGUGUGAGGACCAUGCCUGCCUGAUGGAUGGGGAGCUGAUCGACGCUGUCAACAGGGGCAAUUACGGCUGGAGAGCCGCCAACUACAGCCAGUUUUGGGGCAUGACACUGGAGGACGGGAUCCGGUACCGCCUGGGCACCUUCCGACCCUCUCCCACCGUCAUGAACAUGAACGAGAUGCACAUGAACAUGGACUCCAACGAGGUGCUGCCUCGCCACUUUGACGCGGCGGCAAAGUGGCCCGGGAUGAUCCACGAGCCCUUGGAUCAGGGCAACUGCGCCGGUUCCUGGGCCUUCUCCACGGCAGCCGUCGCCUCGGACCGCAUCUCCAUCCACUCCAUGGGACACAUGAAGCCCGCCCUGUCACCCCAAAACCUCCUGUCCUGCGACACCCGCAACCAGCGGGGCUGCAGCGGGGGCCGGCUGGACGGUGCCUGGUGGUACCUCCGCAGGCGAGGGGUGGUGACAGACGAGUGCUACCCCUUCACCAGCCAGGAGAGCCAGCCGGCGGCACAGCCCUGCAUGAUGCACAGCCGCUCCACGGGCAGGGGCAAGCGGCAGGCGACGGCACGCUGCCCCAACCCCCAGACCCACGCCAACGAGAUCUACCAGUCCACCCCUGCCUACCGCCUCUCCUCCAGCGAGAAGGAGAUCAUGAAGGAGCUGCUGGAGAAUGGCCCCGUGCAAGCCAUCCUGGAGGUGCACGAGGAUUUCUUCAUGUACAAGAGCGGGAUCUAUCGGCACACGCCGGUGGCUGAGGGGAAGGGGCCGAAGCACCAGAGACAUGGGACCCACUCAGUCAAAAUCACCGGGUGGGGAGAAGAGCAGCUGCCUGAUGGCCAGACCCAAAAAUACUGGACUGCAGCCAACUCCUGGGGCACAGCGUGGGGCGAAGGUGGCUACUUUCGCAUCGCCCGCGGCGUCAACGAGUGCGAAGUAGAGACCUUCGUGGUGGGCGUCUGGGGCCGCGUCAGCAUGGAGGACAUGCCCCACAAGUGA
This is a messenger RNA of Haliaeetus leucocephalus (bald eagle), 1389 nucleotides long. RefSeq names its product tubulointerstitial nephritis antigen-like 1 (gene TINAGL1). The record is from RefSeq and is a predicted model, not a curated record. Gene Ontology annotation, molecular function: cysteine-type peptidase activity; peptidase inhibitor activity. The transcript has 11 exons. Gene Ontology annotation, biological process: proteolysis. Gene Ontology annotation, cellular component: lysosome. The coding region runs from base 1 to 1389 and encodes 462 amino acids. Lineage: Eukaryota; Metazoa; Chordata; Aves; Accipitriformes; Accipitridae.